Saccostrea echinata is the source of this 1623-nucleotide messenger RNA. Its product is annotated as zinc finger MYM-type protein 1-like. Gene Ontology annotation, molecular function: protein dimerization activity. The transcript has a single exon. The record is from RefSeq and is a predicted model, not a curated record. The coding region runs from base 1 to 1623 and encodes 540 amino acids. Lineage: Eukaryota; Metazoa; Mollusca; Bivalvia; Ostreida; Ostreidae.
AUGGCGCAGGGUGAUGAAAUACUUGCUGAACAUCUUUCAGGGAAUCGCAAAACUCUCUACACAUCCCCUGACAUUCAAAAUGAAAUUAUAAAUUUGCUAGCAAACCAAAUCCGAACUGCCAUUGUUGCUGAUUGCAACAAGAGUAAAUGUUUUGCGCUCAUAGCUGAUGAAACCACAGAUACUGCGACUCGAGAACAGCUUUCUGUUUGCCUACGUUACUUGGUUCGGGAUCAAGUGAGCAAUGAAAUAUCUAUUAAAGAGGAUUUUCUUGACUUUGUUACGGCACGUAGCACAGAAGGUGAACAUCUAGCCGAACUUUUGAUUCAAACUCUUCAAGGGGCUGGUAUUGAUAUUGCAAAAAUGAGAGCUCAAGGGUAUGAUGGAGCAGCCAAUAUGUCUGGAAAGUACAGUGGGGUACAGGCAAGAACACGGCAGGUUGUACCAGGUGCGCUAUAUGUACAUUGCAAAUCCCACUGUCUGAACUUAGCCGUUAUGCACAGUUGCAGUAACAAGUCGAUUCGCAGCGUAAUGACCACCGUUCAAGAAAUUGCAUUUUCUUUUGAUUAUUCAUCAAAGAAGCUACAGGCUUUCUUUGAUGAAUUGGAAGCAGACGAGGCAACGAAAGAAAAAAUGGAAAAGAGAACUAAGCUUCGGACUUUAUGUGAGACAAGAUGGACAAGUCGUGCGGAUGCUUUGUUCACUUUCAAGACAUCUUUUCCGGUAGUUGUACAUGCGCUUGAGAGUUUGCACGACCAAGGUGAUGAUAAAGGAGGACAGCAGGUUAACGCAGUUACGAGAUUUGAUUUUAUCAUUGGUCUAGUUGUUGCCGAGCACGUCCUACAAAGCACUGUUCACCUUUCUCUUUUCUUACAGGGAGUCGAAUGCUAUCUACUUGAGGCAGUCAAGGAGUGUAGAGUUGUUGUUGAGAUGCUGAGGCAGGAAAGGGAAGAUGAUUCAGUUUGGGACGAGUUGUAUCAGGUGGCAUUAGAUUUAGCUGCACCGCUACAAGUGGAUGGAAGUAUGCCAAGACGGUGUGGAAGACAGACAGGGAGAGUCAAUCACCAAGCUGAUACUCCCCGACAGUAUUGGCGCAUUUCAUUGUAUUAUCCAUUUGUGGAUCACGUUAUUAUGGAACUCGAUUCGCGACUACUUAAAUCCGAGGAUCGUUUCAUGGCGCAACACCUUCUUCCCAUAUAUUUAGAAAAUAUUACCAAUGAACAUAUUGCAGCCAUAUACAAUGCCUUUCAGGACGAUAUCAUAUUGUCUUUGGAAGAGUUUAGGAGAGAAGUUGCCCGUUGGCGCACAAAAUGGGGAUUGACGGCGCAAGAUGAGAAACCGCGCACACUUUGCAGUACAUUAGAUUCUAUUAAUUCAGCGCUAUAUCCAACAAUAGAGUCCAUUUUAUUCAUAUUGCUAACCAUGCCGGUAGCAAGCGCAACUGCAGAGAGGUCCUUCAGCGUUUUGCGGCGACUGAAAACGUACGUCCGUUCCACUAUGAUAUGUGACAGAUUGUCAUCGCUUGGACUUCUCCAUAUUCACAGAGAUUUUAAAAUUGAUAUAGAAAAAGCAAUGGAACAAUUUGUUAAUGCUAAAUUCAGAAAAAUGGAUUUUGGAGAAUUUUAG